Molecule: messenger RNA, 1215 nt
Organism: Electrophorus electricus (electric eel)
Lineage: Eukaryota; Metazoa; Chordata; Actinopteri; Gymnotiformes; Gymnotidae
Gene: emp3a
Product: epithelial membrane protein 3a (MAM blood group)
Cellular component (GO): plasma membrane
Source: RefSeq, a predicted model, not a curated record
UGAUUUGUCCGCCUACUCAUGUGAUGACGGAGGAACAGUAUUUAAUGCAGAACUUCGCUGGAUUGGAUACUAGCAGGGAUGGAAGUGAAACUGGGAAAUGAUUGUAUUCGAAGUAUUUUACUGACAUGGCAACAUUGCUAAAGACUUCAGUCCAGCCGAAGUUGGUGCAUGAGGGAAGUGACCAAAGUCUCAUGUGUAAUUACUGCACACGGCCCAGCGGGAGAUCAGAGGGGACUUUGUGACAUGGCUUUCACAGGAGUGUUUGCGAUGCCUUUCACGCUGAUGUCAGCAACGCUUUUGCAUCUGGUCACCAUGGCCAUGCUGUUCAUUGCCACCGUGGAAAAGGCGUGGUGGACAUGGGGUAGCGUGGAGAACACAGACCUCUGGCAUAAGUGCAUGUACGACAACAACACAGACACCUGGCUGUGCACCUCUGCCACAGAGAACGAGUGGCUGCACUCUGUGCAGGCCUGCAUGGUGCUGGCCGUGAUCCUCUCAUCCGUCUCCUUCCUGGUGUUCCUCUGGGAGCUCUUCACCAUGUCUAGUAAAGGACUCUUCUGCUUCUCAGGCCUCUGCCAGAUCUUUGCAGGUCUGGCAGUGUUUGCUGCUGUGCUCAUCUACAGCUUCCAGAGGAAGGAGAUCCUUCAGGACGUCCGUAAGCUCUCCAUGGGCCGCUUUGGCUACUGCUUUGUCCUGGCCUGGGUGUGUGUGCCGCUGCUACUCGGCCUCGGGGUGUUCCAUGUCUACCUGCGUAAGAGGGCGUAGCGCGCACACACACACACACACACACACACACACACACACACACACACACACACACACACACACACACACACACACACACACACAAACAGCUCUCCAGUGCCACAAGACACUAUUGGCUGUUCCCUGACCACACCAGGGAGCUUAGUGACUUCCUUCCUAAUGCAAUCCUCAUUUUGGGACUUUGAUAUGGAACCACAUUAUAUCAGUAUAACAGUGUAACAUUAUUUUCAGUCUUCAGAAUAUUGCUUUAGUCAGUAUUGUUAUCCAGUGCCUGUCUCCAUGUUGGUUACUGCCCCCUGGUGAUAGGAGGCUGAAUUUUUGAGAAUAGUAUGUUUUAUUUACACUGAGCUUAUGGUUAAAUAUAAAGCUUAGUUUAUGCUAUUACUACAUUGUAUGUUUACUGUAUGUUGAUAUAUGGAAAUAAUUACUAUAAACAAGAAUUUGGUAGAA